Messenger RNA from Aedes aegypti (yellow fever mosquito), 782 nucleotides. Its product is annotated as zinc finger protein 593 homolog. Gene Ontology annotation, molecular function: nucleic acid binding; zinc ion binding. The transcript has a single exon. The coding region runs from base 173 to 679 and encodes 168 amino acids. Lineage: Eukaryota; Metazoa; Arthropoda; Insecta; Diptera; Culicidae. The record is from RefSeq and is a predicted model, not a curated record.
GCUACUGUCAAAGUAAUAUUUUCAAAACAAGCUUUUAUAAAAUUCCGCACCACAGCAACGUGCCUUCUCUUGCGAGUGUUUUUCUGUUCUUUCGGAAUAAUCCCGUAUUUCCUAUUUGGAAAAAAGUGCUAACUUUUACAACCGUUCCGGGUAAGCAUAGCGCUCAUUCAAAAUGCCAUACGCUCGUAAGAAAAUGCACAGUGGCGAUACGCACUUGCGUCGCCGGUGGCGCUUGAGAAGCCGUAAGAGGGACCUGGAUCUUAUCGAUAAGGAUCUGCAGACCGGUUCGGACCAGCUCCUGAACCAGGACGUCGAUUUGGAAAAACCGGGAUUCGCUCAGUUCUACUGCAUCCACUGUGCCACCUACUACAUCAACGAUCGGGCUCUGCAGGAUCACUUCCGGACCAAGGUUCACAAACGGCGACUGAAGGCUCUGGAAGUAGAACCGUACACGGUUGAGGAUUCGUUGCGCGCCGCUGGCCAGGGAAGUUUUGUCCAACCGCAGAAGCGGAAGAUGGAGACGCAACCUUCGAAGCAGGAGUACGCGGAGGGGAAACGAGUGAAGGUCGAUGUGGUGAUCGAGGAGGAAAAACCGGCCAAGCAGAAUCUGUCCAAGGCGCCGAAAUACGACGGGAAGUUUAAGCAGUUGUUGGAUGGUUUGAAGGCACCGGCCACUUGAUUAAUAUAAGCUUGAUUUCGGUUCAGGUAUGUUAGUUUUAAUAAUCAUUUCUUUUUCUGUAUAUUACAAAAGUGCUUACAAAAAGCAUCGCAAAACAGUUAAA